This is a messenger RNA of Amaranthus tricolor (Joseph's coat), 1731 nucleotides long. Its product is annotated as protein IQ-DOMAIN 9-like. Gene Ontology annotation, molecular function: protein binding. The coding region runs from base 382 to 1314 and encodes 310 amino acids. NCBI's taxonomy places the organism in Eukaryota, Viridiplantae, Streptophyta, Magnoliopsida, Caryophyllales, Amaranthaceae. The record is from RefSeq and is a predicted model, not a curated record. The transcript is spliced from 6 exons.
CUUAAUUCUCAUAGACUUUCUUAUUUUUUAUACUCAUUCGCUUUAAACAAACAAAUAGUUGAAACAAAGUCUCAUUUCCUUCCUCAAAUGUCAUUUGCUAAACAAUCCCUCAUCGGUAUUGAUUUUCCCGGCUUGCCCUUGUGAUUUUUCAGCAAUUAAGUUGAGUAUUGAGUAUGGAUUGCUUCUCCCUUACUUCUACUCUUGCCUAGCAGCUGAAAGGGGUAAUCACCCCACCAAACUUGGGACAUUCACAUCUACCCAUAAAGCUAUUCUUUCUUUGGUAUGACAAACUGUUCCUCACUCGGAUCUUCCUUUCUCUCUUCUUUUUGUUUUUCAAUAUCUUGGCUUAAGACAAAGUGAAGUAGGUUUGUUGACAAAAUUAUGGGUUCUGGAUUUUGGUUCAAGACGAUAAUUACCAGAAAGAAGGUGAAGCUUGAAAAUUCAAAACAAUCAAAGGCAUCAUCCGCUUUUAACAAGCCAGCGGGAUCUAAAAUAAAUAUCCAAUCUGAGAAAAAUAAUGAUAAUCGUAGUCAGGUUAUCAGUAAGAAAAAUGGUGCGCUUGUGAAACUCGGUGAAGAUGUUGCAGCAACGAGGAUACAAACUGUCUUUAGAGCCUACAUGGCGAGGAAAACCGUACGUCAUAUGAAAGGGAUGAUAAGAUUCCAGAAACUUGCACAGGCUCAAUCUGUUAAAAAGCAGUCUAACAAUACAUUAAAUCAUCUUCAUUCGUGGAGUAUGGUACAGACUCAAAUCAGGGAACGACGCCAGAAUAUGGUAACUGAAGGGCGUCUCAAACAAAAAAGACUGGAGAAUCAGUUGAAGCUUGAAGCAAAGCUUCACGACUUAGAGGUGGAAUGGAAUGGUGGUGCCGAGACAAUGGAGGAGAUUCUAGCAAGGAUACAUCAAAGAGAAGCAGCAGCAGUGAAGCGCGAGCGUACUUUGGCUUAUGCAUUCUCUCAUCAAUGGAGGGCAAAUUCUAAUCAAAAUCUAGGCUCCAAUGCUUUUGAUCUGGAGAAAGCUAAUUGGGGAUGGAGUUGGAAGGAGCGGUGGAUAGCUGCUCGCCCAUGGGAAAGCAGAGUGCCUUCUCAGUUAAUCAGCGUUGAGAAGGGGCAAGCUAAGCUUGCAAGCAAGGCUCGGAAAAUUAGCAACUCUACAUCUACACAAAAACCAGAUUUUAAAUCAACAGUGGUGAAUGGUAAGGCACCUGUAAAAACGAGGAGACUGUCCUACCCUGCAGCCAAAAAAACAACUGAACAAGUAUCAAACACUAAUGUGCAAGAAGCAGCGGUGAAGAGGCGUGAAUCUGUGCCUUAGGUCUAAAGGUGCAGAUUGUCGAGCGUUCAUGUACAACUUCGAAUGGCUUCCAUGAAAAGAAUGCCUUGAAUCCAUGUGUUUUAUUUUCUUUUACGUUUGUCUUCCUUUUUUUGUAAAUGAAGCUGAAGAGAAUGUACUAUUUAUAAUGUAAAUAGACAUCAUUGUUUUGGACACAUUUCAUGAGCAUUGAGCUGUAGACUAGUGGAUGUAUUGUUUAAUGCAGUUGGUUGCUUGUUAUCCUCUUUAUAUGGUCUCCAACUGGAAUAGUGUUGGGAAAAAUAAGUCUUAUCAUUGUCAUCAUCUUACCCAGUGUAACUCAUAAAAAAACUAUGAACAGGGUCUGGAGAGAGAAGGACGGCGGCAACUCAUACCCAUAAAGGAUAGCGCGGCCAAAGGAGUUCCCCAGCUCAAGAACGA